UGCCCGGCGGGAUCCUACCGCCAAAGGUUUCUGAAUCGCCGUCUGCCUCGCCCGGGGCCGCACUCCGACCGCCCAGUGCUGCCGCACCUAGUAUGCCUCCGCCCCAGUUGCCACGAGCUAGUCCGUCCGCACUAGCAAUCAGGUCACCCCAAGCCGCGAUCCGAGAGCCAGCGCCUUCAGUAUCUCCAGCCGAGCAACCUGCGCUCCCCACCGCGCAACCCCCGCCGUUCAAACCAGCCUUAACCUUGGCGUCUACAGAACAGCAGCGAAGCACACAGCAUGACUGGAGGGCAGAGGCUCAUGCAUCGGUCUGGCGAGGACGAGGAACGGCCGAGUCGGCUUCGACGUGGUUCUCCCUGCGACGACGCCCCUACGUAACAGCGGCGCAGAGGAAGUCAAUCAUCGCCGGCACCCGGGGUUUCAUCGGCCUCGACCCUACCGAACUCGCCAACCCUGUUGCCUUCCACGUCGAUUUCUCGGGCGAUGAGAUCAGAUACCUCCGGCACCUGACGCGCCGGACGCUACGGCUACCAAAGACGCCCAGAAAGGACCCGAAAAAGGACCUCUACAAGGUGCUUAGGAAGAAUCCGACGUUUAUCCCAGCGGUCUUGGACGCCUUCGAGCGGGAGGCCCUUCCGGGGAGGGUAAGGGAGGAUGUGGACAAUCUGAUCCGCGACCUCUUGGACCAGAAUACCACCUCCGCGCCGGCAAUCCUCUCUGUUCGGAGGGAUGGCCACGACCAGCGAGGCGGUCUGAUUCGGUCAAGUAGGGUUCACUCUCUACUGCUGGCAAGAGAAAUAUCUGGACAGCGGGGCAUAGGUUCGAUGAGGCGUCUCGAGAACUUCACCAACGAAUUCCGGAAAUGUCGUGAGGAUGAUCUGGAGAAGAGAGCCGAGUGGACGGGCUGCGCCGGUGACAUAUUCACCAUCACUUGGGUCUCCAACGACGGCUUCAUUUGCGGCACGACCGAGCACUCCGACGCCCAUAAUCAGCAAUACAACAAGCCAGGCAACCUGGUGCUCGGUUCGUGUUCUGAGCUGACGCUUCGGGCCUAUCCGGAGCAUCGGAUCGUCCGACCCAUCGUCGAAAAAGGAGAGAACUCGACCGAGGCAAUGCGACAGAGUCAGGACCCAUGGCUCUACUCCUCGGUCGUAUCCUCCGACUACGACGCGGCCCAUGACAGGGCUUAUACUUCCUCUUUUGAUCGGACGGUGAAGAUCUGGAAGGCAGACUCGUCGGGCGCCGCCAUGACUCUCCUGGGCGAGUGGAGGCACGACGGAAACGUCAAUCUCGUCGUCGCAUCCAAGCACGAAUCCGGCAUGGUUGCUACCGCGGCCGACGUCGCCGCCGAUGCGGUUCGUGUAUACGACAUUGAUCCUACCGAUAUUUCGGGGAGCCGCUUCCGGUCGUACUCGUGCUCCCGCGUUACUGACGAGAGGGGCAAAGAAGUGUCUACCGAGAAGUGGGCGUACUACCCCGCGACGAUGCAGUGGGGCCUGGCUCCCAAGGUCAGGCACCUGCUCCUCGUCGGGUACUCGCCUCGGAGCCGGACCGGGGACGAUAACGACAUCCCCGAGGACCGGCGGGAUUCGGGCGAGCUGUGUCUGUGGGACGGCGUCACCGGGGAGAGGUGGCGCGUCACGUCUGCGACGACCCAAAACGUCUUCGAGGUGCUCUGGCACCCGACCCAAGAGAGCUUCAUCGCGGCUACGUCGCCGUUGGGUCAGGACCUGGAGCCUAGUGUGCGUACCCAGAUCAGGGUCUUCCGGCCGGCCGACAGGGACCAGUUCGGCGUCAAGGCGUUUAGCCCCAUCAUGACGCUAGACUGUCCGGCUGUUGAUGUGAACGAGCUUACAAUCAUGCCGAAUAGCUUCUCGUUUUGCUAUGUGACGGCCGGUUGUACGGACGGCAAUACUUACGUAUGGGAUACAGCGCUAAGCGAUAAGCCGAUCCACGUCCUUCGCCAUGGUGAACCCAUCGACGAAUACCGCGGCGAUCGGGAGCGUGAGGACGUCGGUGUCAAGUUCACCGCCUGGGGAACGACGCCGGACCGAUUCUAUACCGGGUCAUCGGACGGGGUCGUCAAAGUCUGGAAUAUCCGCUCGUUGAAAAGCCCGCUAGUCCGCCACCUGCUAGAGGCCCCGGCACCCGUCACGGCCGGCAUGUUCUCCCCGGACAAGUCCCGCCUGGUCGUCGGUGAUGCAAGCGGCCGCGUUUUCAUGCUCUCCAUAGACGAAGAGAAGGAGCAGCCGACAUCGAUCAUGAAGGUCCCCAUCCAAGGGUCGACGGGCUUCAGGAUCAUACAGCGCCCGGUCGCCAUCAUCCCCCAUCCCGAUCCCCCACCCCCUACUCACGACGCCGAGGGCCGGCCCAUCGUAUCACAGCUCGGGUCGGCUAUAGGUCGAGCCUACCUCGACAAUCUGCAACUAGAACGUCACCCCAACCCUACCAUCGGCGUUGUCCAAGGCCCGCGCUAUGCAGAGACCAACCUCUUUCGCCGUGACAUGCAUUUCAACGAGGACCCGCGCCAGCCGCUGCUUGCGCGGUGGGAGGCGAUGCAGCAAGAGGCUUGGAAGCCGCCGAGGCCCUUCUUGGCUAGGAGGCGGGAUCAUCACGGAAUCGCGCUCCGGCCGCCCAAGGAGGUCGCCGGUCUUGGAGAGUUGCACGCGAGGAACAAGAGCCUGGAUAUCUUUGUGGACGAGAUGACUAGGCUUCGUCUCGAGGAAGAAGGGGUGGAUUGGGAGCUGGGAGACGACUAUCUUCUUAAGGAAGAGGAGUAGGUCCGUCUGUAAGGAGAGGGAAUGUCAUAUUGUUGUUGUUGUAUUGUAGAUUUUGCUGCGAGCCGAGCGAGGCGCGUAUCUAGGCAUGUAGGAACCAAACAUUCGUCAUCACAUCCAGCUUUCUCCUUGGUGCUGAUCAUGUUCUAUGGCGGUUUUCUCUUUCUUUGGUGAAAUCAUG
Molecule: messenger RNA, 2958 nt
Organism: Thermothelomyces thermophilus ATCC 42464
Lineage: Eukaryota; Fungi; Ascomycota; Sordariomycetes; Sordariales; Chaetomiaceae
Exons: 2
Coding region: 93-2780 (895 amino acids)
Biological process (GO): regulation of actin cytoskeleton organization; TOR signaling
Cellular component (GO): TORC2 complex; TORC1 complex
Molecular function (GO): protein binding
Source: RefSeq, a predicted model, not a curated record